CUGCAUCUUCCAAGUCCCCGACAUUCUCCGCCUUUCUUCGAUAGUCUUUGUGCUUUUCCAUCUUCGAAUCAGUGCUGGACUGCGAAGCUUCACAAAAUCUAACACCAACCAUCACAACGUGUGCAGUGCCGUCACGGUCGAUUUACUUCCAACAUGGAGCACAACGCGGACCGCGAUGAGAUUGUCUCUCAAUUCUGCGCGAUGACUAGGACGGAUCCUCACGAGGCGCAAGGCUAUCUGGCAGCCAAUGAGUGGGACCUCGAAGCCGCAGUCACCGAAUUCUUUGCCGAACAAGAUGAAGCCUCACAGGAUACUGGCGCAGCUGGUGGUGGUCGCCGACUCGGCGCUGAAUCGGAACCCUCUGCCGGCCGUUCGCUUGGUGGCAGCUCCUCUCAUUCCCCCUCCACUACCCCGCAGCCCUCGUCCCGCAGGUCGGCCCCGAAAAAGAAGUUUGCGACCCUGAACGAUUUUGCGUCGGGUGGAGGGGAAUCUUCCGAGGAAGACGAUGCAGUGAACCAAGACUUCUUUGCUGGCGGUGAAAAGUCGGGCUUGGCUGUGCAGAACCCCGAUGAUAUUAAGAAGAAGAUCAUUGAAAAGGCCAAAAGGGCUCAGCCUCCGCCAUCGGACGAACCCACCAGAAGGUCUUUCUUCACCGGCACCGCACGUACCCUUGGUGGUGAUGAGGCUCCCAGCAGAGUGAUCGAAUCCCCCAGUGCACCUGUUUCGCAGACACCGCAGCGCGUACAUAGAACCCUACACUUCUGGUCUGAUGGCUUCUCGGUUGAUGAUGGAGAGCUGUUCAACUCCGACGACCCCGCCAACCGCGAAAUCCUCGAGGGUAUCCGCCAGGGCCGUGCCCCGCUCUCUAUCAUGAAUGUGCAGGCUGGUCAGGAGGUGGACGUGGAAAUUAAACAGCAUGACGAGAAAUACGUGAAGCCCAAGCCUAAGUACAAGCCCUUCUCCGGGGCUGGACAGCGUCUCGGCAGCCCCACGCCUGGUGUGAGGGCACCUGCGCCAGCAGCUGCCCCUACUCCCAGUCAGUCCACCGAGCCAGCCAAGCCGGACAUAGAUGAGUCGCAGCCGACGGUGACUCUUCAGAUCCGCCUUGGAGACGGCUCACGGCUCACUUCCCGGUUCAACACCAGCCAUACCAUUGGUGACGUGUACCAGUUUGUAACCGCUGCCAGCCCUAGCAGCCAGUCGCGUCCCUGGGUAUUGAUGACUACGUUCCCCAGCAAGGAUCUCUCCGACAAGAGUGUUGUGCUGGGUGAUAUGGCGGAGUUUAAGCGGGGCGGCGUGGUGGAAGAUACUCAAGAUGCCUCUCGACGGAGUCAAGAAUGUUGUGCUGGCGGGGUCGGCAAAUCCAGCGUAACGCUACAACUCGCCCUCGCGCUCACCCUCCAAGGCAAAUCCGUCGGUAUCCUAGACAUCGAUCUCACCGGCCCCUCAAUCCCUCGUCUAGUCGGUCUCGAAGACGCAAAAAUCACCCAAGCGCCGGGUGGUUGGCUUCCUGUCCCCGUUCACCCAUCCACUAUCACCUCCUCCUCACAACCAGACUCCUCCACGACCACCACAACGACAACAGAAGAAAGCACCAUCAAGCACGGCUCCCUCCGGUGCAUGUCCCUCGGCUUCCUGCUCCGAUCCCGCUCAGACGCCGUAAUCUGGCGGGGGCCCAAAAAGACCGCCAUGAUCCGACAAUUCCUCUCGGACGUGCUAUGGAAUGAAACCGAUUACUUGCUUAUUGAUACGCCUCCCGGAACGAGUGAUGAGCAUAUUGCUCUUGCGGAGCAGCUUUUGACGCUUUGUACGAUUGAUGCUUCUUCUUCUUCCUCAUCAUUGCCUCGGCUUGCUGGCGCGGUGCUGGUUACUACGCCGCAGGCGGUGGCGACGUCUGAUGUACGGAAAGAGGUGAAUUUCUGUGUGAAGACGAGGAUUCCGAUGCUGGGUGUGGUGGAGAAUAUGUCCGGGUAUACGUGUCCGUGUUGUGGGGAGGUGACGAAUUUGUUUUCGAGUGGUGGGGGGCAGGUUUUGGCGGAGGAGAUGGGGGUGAGGUUUUUGGGGAAGGUGCCGGUUGAUGUUGGGUUUGGGGAGUUGGUUGAGGGGAAGGUUGGUGGGGAGGAGGGGGAUAGUGAGGAUGAGGAUGAGGGUGAGGGUGGGGAUGGAAGUGCUGGGAGGGUAGAUGGUGAGAAGAAGGAGGAGGAAGAGAAGGAAGAGAGGCCGCUGGUGGAGAGGUAUCGGGAGUGUUGGUCGUAUGCGCGGUUCGAGGAGUUUUCGAAGACGUUGAUUGCGGAGAUUGAGGGGUAAUGGCGAUGGAGUUAGUAGUAUAUAUAGGGGGUUACUGUUAGAGCAUGUGUCAUGGGUGGCGUCUUUUGGCAUGGAUGUAGAGUGAUACGAGAUCAUG
This is a messenger RNA of Aspergillus costaricaensis CBS 115574, 2404 nucleotides long. Its product is annotated as Mrp/NBP35 ATP-binding protein. Gene Ontology annotation, molecular function: ATP binding; protein binding; ATP-dependent FeS chaperone activity. Gene Ontology annotation, cellular component: cytosol. The transcript is spliced from 5 exons. The record is from RefSeq and is a predicted model, not a curated record. The coding region runs from base 154 to 2307 and encodes 717 amino acids. NCBI's taxonomy places the organism in Eukaryota, Fungi, Ascomycota, Eurotiomycetes, Eurotiales, Aspergillaceae. Gene Ontology annotation, biological process: iron-sulfur cluster assembly.